GAUCUUCACAGAAACCUUGAACGAACAUCGGCGGAUCACGAAUGCGAGUUCAAAUGCACAGAGAUUGAGUAUCUAGGUGUAAUCAUUGGACACAACUUGUUGAAGUGUAAAAAGGAUGUCUUGCUUGGUUCAGACAAAAGAGUGUUACUUAGCUAUGUGACCAUCAGUACAUAGCCCUAGAUCAAUGUGACAGACUGGGCUUUUU
Mycena citricolor is the source of this 205-nucleotide messenger RNA. The record is from the annotation of a GenBank genome assembly. NCBI's taxonomy places the organism in Eukaryota, Fungi, Basidiomycota, Agaricomycetes, Agaricales, Mycenaceae.